AUGGGGAUCGUUCAUGCAGCUUCCGCUCCUCCACCACCUCCUCCAUCCCUAACUCCCGAGUUACCACCAAGUUUAGCCAAAAAAGAUUUAACAACGGCUCUCGAUGGAGCAGAAAGACUUGAAAAUCCGGGUACGAUUGAGGACCUGCACAAAAAAUGCAAAGAUGUAUUUCCUGUUAAUUUUGAAGGAGCCAAGUUGAUGUUGAAUAAAGGUCUUAGUAAUCACUUUCAAAUCUCUCAUACAAUCAAUAUGAGCUCCACGGCACCAUCAGGUUAUAGAUUUGGCGCCACAUAUGUUGGAACGAAACAGACAUCGCCAACGGAAGCAUUUCCAGUUUUGUUGGGCGACAUUGAUCCCAGUGGAAAUCUUAAUGCCAAUAUGAUACACCAAUUUGGCCAGAGAAUCAGGGGGAAACUCGCCACUCAAAUCCAACGUAGUAAAUUCACAGCUGUACAAAUGACUUCGGAUUAUCGUGGCGAUUCGUAUACACUUUCGGCAACACUAGGAAAUCCAGAUAUUAUUAAUAAUUCUGGUGUAAUGGUAUUGCAUUAUUUGCAAAGUGUAACGUCGCAACUAGCUUUAGGUGGUGAGGUCGCUUAUCAGAAGGGACCAACGGUUCCAGGAGGAUCAAUCACUGUGGCUUCGGCCGCUGGUCGUUACACAAGUGGAGAUUCGACAAUGAGUGCUAGCCUCAGUCUCGGUGGAUGCCACCUCUGCUUCCACCAAAAAGCUAGCGAUCAGGUCCAAGUUGGAGUGGAACUGGAAGUCAAUUCUAGAAUACAAGAAUGCACCGCUACAAUCGGAUAUCAGGUUGAUCUUCCGAAAGCGGAUCUUGUCUUUAGAGGAAGCGUUGACUCAAACUGGACAGUUGGAGCCGUUCUGGAAAAGAAAUUGCAACCUCUGCCAUUUUCGUUCGCCCUGAGCGGCAUGCUAAAUCACAACAAGGGAAAUUUCCGACUCGGAUGUGGUUUGAUUAUCGGAUAAGACAACUGCUCUGUUGCAUAGUCUAUUUUUACAAUGCACAGGGAAUUGGGAGUUCUUUGCUUCUUGUUCCACCGGACGUAUCACGAAUCACGUAUAUGACAUAUAUGACGUAUAUGACGUAAUUAAUGCUUAUGCUGCCAUUACGAUCUGUUUUACAUUCGAGAUUUUCACGCUGUUGCCACCUCCUCCUCCUCCUCCUCCUCCUCCUCCUCUUCCUCCUCCUUCUUUCCGAACAGGAUUUGUGUGUCUCGCGAUUCUCCUUAUUAUUUUCCAUUAAAGAUCAAUACCAUCAGUUUCUACGCAUUUCGGUACAACAUUCGUUCUCAUAGAAAUAAAGCAUGUAAAUAUCAAGUCGAUUCUUUUUCAUAGAAUAUCUUUUUUAUGUCUUUUGGACAUUCGUUUAUUGUAUCUCGUUAAUAUAUGCAUACUCAAGAUGCCGUCACGCUUCAAAAUCGUCAUUUGAUCGAUCUUAUUCUGAAUUUUUUCAUCUUUUUAGCUUACUCAUAAUAGAGAAAGCUGUUUUUUUUUCUUGGUUCAUCAAAAUCGACAUUUUGCAGUUAAUUCCGAGAACCGUUUAGGAAAUAUAAUUCGCGAUUUUUCUGAGGCAAAUUUCAGACAAUGGCAGUGUCGAUUAUUCUUUGUUGUUUUGUAUAGUUUAUAGGUAUUUCCAGAUUGACAAAAGUAAUGAAUGCAUUUAAUAAGUAGUAUAAAUAAAUUUUCUAGUAUCAGUUCACUCGACAGGUUGUUCACAAUUGGACUUUAUACUCUUUUUCCCGAGAGAAAAUUUUGGAUAAUAGAGUAUAGUAAACUAUACUCUAUUCCCCGAGAGAAUAACCUGCAGAUUCAGUACUUUCAAGUGUCUUUAAAACAAAACAAAAAAAC
Belonocnema kinseyi is the source of this 1866-nucleotide messenger RNA. RefSeq names its product mitochondrial import receptor subunit TOM40 homolog 1 (gene Tom40). The coding region runs from base 1 to 984 and encodes 327 amino acids. The transcript is spliced from 5 exons. The record is from RefSeq and is a predicted model, not a curated record. Gene Ontology annotation, cellular component: mitochondrial outer membrane; mitochondrial outer membrane translocase complex. Gene Ontology annotation, molecular function: transmembrane protein transporter activity. Gene Ontology annotation, biological process: protein import into mitochondrial matrix. Lineage: Eukaryota; Metazoa; Arthropoda; Insecta; Hymenoptera; Cynipidae.